Rhincodon typus (whale shark) is the source of this 1724-nucleotide messenger RNA. RefSeq names its product dematin actin binding protein (gene dmtn). NCBI's taxonomy places the organism in Eukaryota, Metazoa, Chordata, Chondrichthyes, Orectolobiformes, Rhincodontidae. Gene Ontology annotation, cellular component: plasma membrane; actin cytoskeleton. Gene Ontology annotation, biological process: cytoskeleton organization; lamellipodium assembly; actin filament bundle assembly. The transcript is spliced from 18 exons. Bases 337 to 1602 code for a protein of 421 amino acids. Gene Ontology annotation, molecular function: actin filament binding. The record is from RefSeq and is a predicted model, not a curated record.
ACCUUCAGUCCAUGAACUGUUGCCUGGAACACAACCAUUUCCUCAGUGUCAGUUUGCCAGCACACUGGAGCUUCGAGCUUGGCAUCAAUGGAUGGUUCUUUCCACCACUGUGUAAGGCUGGCGUGAAAUUAACUGGUAUAAACUAUAUCUCCUAAUGGUGGGCCUCUCAGAAUGCUUAAAGCACAGAAUGAUGGCAUUAACUUCUCUCGAUCAAUGGAGAAGAAUUAUUCAGCCUGUGCAGCAUGCCAGAGAAGAAGCAAUACUCUCAGAAUGCACUGACGUUCAUCAUUUAACUGACUCAUCAGCUGAUCAGUGAGUGCAACUGCGACUGUGAACAUGCAGAAGUCACAGCCAUCCCAAACAUCACCGGGAAGUGUCAGCUCCACCCGUCCAUUGAGUGCUCCUGGAUCUCCAGGUUCAACAAUAUGCGCGAAGAUGGAUAACCAGGUGUUGGCCUAUAAAGACCUGGCUGCGAUCCCAAAAGAUAAGGCAAUAUUGGAGAUUGAGCGGCCAGACCUAAUGAUCUACGAACCGCAUUACAGCUACUUCUGUGCAGAGAGACCAGAGCCAGUGGGGUCUGCUGAGCGCUCACAGUCACCACGCCCGAUGUCUCCUCUCACCUAUCCUGAGUACAUGGUGCAUAAGGAGAGCCGGGAAUGGGCAGAUGGGAAGUCUCCGGGAUCCACGAUGGGAUCAGCCAGCAGUCGCCGCAGCUACCCAUCCACUGGCAGCCUCCCACACCAUUUCCACAGGCCAGAUAUUGGCACCAAUAUGUACAGGAAGCGUCCCAUCUACAAGCAGAAUGAGCCAUCAAUUGUGCUUCCACAGAGUAAAUACAUUGAGGAUCUCAUCAUUGAAUCAUCAAAGUUUCCGGCUGCUCAGCCUCCAGAUCCCAAUCUUCCGGCAAAGAUCGAGACAGAAUACUGGCCUUGUCCUCCCUCACUUGCUGUCGUAGAGAAAGAAUGGAGGAGAAGAUUCCCUUCAAAAGAGGAUGAAGAGGAUGAGGAUGAGGAGGAUGAUGAGAUGAAACAACUGCGUGAGAUUCAGAGGAAGGAGCUGGACAAGAUCCAGUCUGGACUAGGAAAGUUGAUCUUGAAGGAGGAGUUGGAGAAAUCAAAACCGCGAGGGAGGAAAUCUCGCUCACUUCCAGAUCGAACCACAAGGAGUUUCUCUCCUCAACAGUCAACAUGUAAAUCACCCUCGCUCCCCAUCCAUGGGAGGAACAGUCUGUACAGGCUGCAGUCUGCAGAUUUUGUUACACCUCAGAGACCGGAGAGAAAGAGCGAUGCUGCAGAUAUCCAGGUGAGUGCUCAAUAUGCCUUUGUGAAUGUGCGUUCCACACAAGAGAAUGGUGACACACAGUCAGGGAGGAUGGACAGAGGAACAUCUUUGCCAGCCAUGUUGGAGCAAAAGGUUUACCCAUAUGAAAUGCUGAAAGGAAGCAGAAGUAUCAACCUGCCUCAGGGAGUGGACAGGCCCCGGCUGGAGAGACAUCUGUCCCCUGAGGAGUUCCAGGAGGUUUUCGGAAUGACAAUUAUGGAGUUUGAUAAGCUUCCCCAGUGGAAGAGGACUGAACUGAAGAAGAAGGCUCGCCUCUUUUAAUCUGCAGCAAUGUUGGGACGGAGAAUCCUUUUGACAGAUUCCCCAUAUGUUGGCUGGUUUGCUGUGUGCUGGAUGGUUGUUGCUUCUACAGUGUAUCACUCACAUGACUCAACUUUAAAACA